Messenger RNA from Candoia aspera, 1568 nucleotides. RefSeq names its product cysteine dioxygenase type 1 (gene CDO1). The record is from RefSeq and is a predicted model, not a curated record. The coding region runs from base 343 to 957 and encodes 204 amino acids. Lineage: Eukaryota; Metazoa; Chordata; Lepidosauria; Squamata; Candoiidae. The transcript is spliced from 5 exons. Gene Ontology annotation, biological process: L-cysteine catabolic process. Gene Ontology annotation, molecular function: ferrous iron binding; cysteine dioxygenase activity.
UGAAGUGGGGCGGGAAGGCAUUGGAAGAGGCGGACACUUCAUUUUGGAAAAGCGGAGGGCUCUCAAACAGCAGCUUGUGAACUAUUUCGCGGCGACGCUGGGGGUGUCCUUUAUUUCACCGUGCCCAGCAACCUAUAGCUAACUGAAAGGACUGAGUUGGUACCUCCCUCUGCCCUCCUUGGAUAUUUGGUACAUUCCUCCUCCGAGCGCCAGAAGAGAGAGGCGAGCGAAGCCGGCGCCUCCAGUGCGGACGCCGCUUUCGCGUUGCGGUGCGGGGUGGGGAGCCGAGCUUCCAUUGUCCAGCGGGAAGCGUUUCUUCCAGCGGAGCGGCGACCGAGAGUCAUGGAGUACUCGAUGCAGGGAGAAGUAUGGAAAGCGCAGACCUUGAAGGAGCUGGUCGAGAUCCUGCAUCACUUGUUUGCGGGCGAUAAAGUCAAUGUGGCAGAAGUGCAAACUUUACUGGAAUCAUACGAGAGCAACCCAGAGGAGUGGAGCAAAUAUGCCCAGUUUGACCAAUUCAGAUACACAAGAAAUCUUGUUGAUAAAGGAAAUGGAAAAUUCAACCUGAUGAUCUUAUGCUGGGGAGAAGGCCACGGCAGCAGUAUCCACGAUCACACAGAUUCCCACUGCUUUAUGAAGAUCCUUCAAGGAAACCUAAAGGAAACUUUGUUUGAGUGGCCUGACAAAAAAGUGGCUGGAGACAUGCUAAAAAAAUCAGAAAGAGUGUUAAAGAGAAAUCAGUGUGCCUAUAUUAAUGACUCCAUUGGUUUGCACCGUGUGGAGAACCCAAGCCACACCGAAACAGCUGUUAGUGUCCACUUGUACAGUCCACCUUUUGAAACCUGCCAGACCUUUGAUCAAAGAACUGGGCACAAGCAAAAAGUUAAAAUGACAUUCUAUAGUCAAUUUGGAGAAAGGACCCCAUAUACUUCAGCAGUUUCCCAAGAGAACAACUGAGAAGCACAAAACUUACUGAAUUACAUAUUCUUUUAUUUUGUUAGGAUCUGUUUGAGUAAGAGCAGAAGAAUUAUGUGGUUAAUGCCAGUACCAAGCUGUAUCUUUAUGCAGGACUACGUAGCUGUCCUAGAUGAAAAACAGCUUCAUAGCUAUGAUUCCUUUCCCUGUUCCUCUCCCCCUCUCCACCCACCCCAGCCCCCCACUAAGGGAAGUGCAGAAUAUAGAAGACUCUUGCAGUCAUCCAUUAAAUAAGAGCAGGGGGCAGGUCUCCGGAAUGAAUGUAUACCAGUUAAACUAGUUGUGUAACUUGUUAAACUCCAGUCCAUGUCAACAUUAACUCAUACCUAGUGUAUACACUAUGAUGUAAACAGAAUUCUUUUUAUCCUGGAUAUAAUGAUUUUUUUUGGAAUUUUUGUGCAUUUUAAAAUCUAACGUGUAAGUUUUGUGUUUCUUUUUUAAUAGGAGCAAUAAGGAAUAUCUUGUAAAAUAUUUUUAUUCAGGAACAAGUGUCUGUGGUUAAGUUAAGGUUGGUGAAUGGGCUCAACUUCUAAUGAUUAAGGGGUUGUAUUCUUAAAACCUGUACAAUUACCUUAAUAAAACUGACUUUAAGA